AUGCAAAGCCUUGUUCUCUCUCGCUUUUCCAAUUUUUGCUCAAUUCGUGUCCAUAGCGUACAUAAUGGCGAGGAGAGGAAGCAUGCAGCAACGUCGUGGAGGGUUAAGUCGAAGGCCCGCAAGUUGGUUGCAAUUUGCAUGGGUGGAGCUUUGUUGCUUUCCAGCGGCCAGGCUGUUGCAGGUCCUCUGCCCGAAAGACUUCAGGAUAAAGGUUUUCAGCAGCAGAAAACGGUCACAAGUGUUCAGCCAGCAAUUAGUGGGGCGACCGCUACAUGCACGUUUCCAACGGCAGGCGCAGGCGGAGCCGCCGUCACACCUGGCGGUGGUAUCUUGACGUUGGCGAAAGAAAGUCUGUCGGCUACUUUGCAGUGUUCUGUUCAAGACAGUUCCACGCUAUCCACGAUACCACAGAAUCUGGAAACAAAAGUCUGUGUCGCAAAGGAACAAGGUUCAAAGGCAGUCGAUAGCUGCACGAUUGGUCAAACUGAGUUAGAUGGCACAGAAACCGAUCUGAAUCACCUGCUAGGUGCAAAGCGCGAAAUCGAAUGGACCAAAACUCCAGAGAGUCAGGGCCGCAUAGCCCAAGCCACUACGGCAUGGAACUUGAAGCUUCUGGAAUCGGAUGUGCCAUUCUCAGACAAGUCCUUCUUCGUCGGCUGUCAGGAGACACAGUCGCAGGGUAAGAAUGGUUCAGCGCAAACGAAGUCGACAUGUACUGUAACAGUAAACGUCGAAGCCAGAGCUUCUUCUGUUGGGGAGAAUAACGUGGUCACCUGCGCUUACGGCAAAAACAGCAACCCUAAGCCCUUGGAGGUCGACAUGACAACAGCGAACAACACCCUGACCAUUGACUGCGGUUCCGAGGGUUCUCUCAGUCCGGCGUCAUAUGAGACUCAGUUUUGCGAUCCUCAGGAAAAAGAUUUGAAAAACUGCGCCAAGAAGGAUUAUGUUGAUAUUCUUCCGACUUUCCGUACAACUUGGUGGACAACAGAGAAUGAAGGUAGUUCGGUGAAGCUGACAAUCCCGGAGACGGAGUUUCCGGAAUCAGAACAAACGUUUCGUGUAGCCUGCGUCCCCCGCACGGCAAAUUCCGAGGAAUCUGAUCCUGCAGCGAAGGCUAGGGCAAGCGAGGGAGCACAGACAGAUGUGACUACGUCGAAUUGCAAUGUGGUUGUGACUGUGAAGUCAGGAAGCGCUGCAUCGUCAACUGGUCAAUUGGUAGCUACAGUCUCGGGUGCGGUUGCUUUGUUAGGGCUCUUGCUGGGCUCGUUGUAA
Messenger RNA from Neospora caninum, 1275 nucleotides. Its product is annotated as srs domain-containing protein. Lineage: Eukaryota; Apicomplexa; Conoidasida; Eucoccidiorida; Sarcocystidae. The record is from RefSeq and is a predicted model, not a curated record. The coding region runs from base 1 to 1275 and encodes 424 amino acids. The transcript has a single exon. Gene Ontology annotation, cellular component: membrane.